GGUGAUCUUGAAAGGUCGUAGCCAAACGGAAGGGACUUUGCUUUGCUGCAUCAAGGAGUUAUGUCGAGUGCCAUGUCUGCUUCGGCUUUCGCGCGGUCCCGCGCGGCGUUGCGACGCAAGCCCAAACCGGUGAAGAAGGCGCUCGAUGAAGAGGAUUUAGAGGAGAUCAAGGAGGCUUUCCACCUCUUCGACACGGAUGGCAGUGGCAGCAUUGAUGUGCGUGAGUUGAAGGCUGCGAUGCGUGCACUCGGGUUCCAGGUGAAGAAGGCGGAGAUCCGCCAAAUGAUCGCAGACAUCGACAAGGACGAGUCGGGGACUAUCAACUUGGACGAGUUCAUCGAGAUGAUGACUGGGAAGAUGAACUCACGAGACUCGCGCGAAGAAAUCAUGAAGAUUUUUCAGCUAUUUGACGACGACAACACGGGCAAGAUCUCGUUCCGAAACUUGAAGCGUGUGUGCACUGAGCUUGGAGAAACGCUUACGGACGAAGAGAUGCAGGAGAUGAUCGAUGAGGCUGAUCGCGAUGGAGACGGGCUUAUCAACGAGGAAGAAUUUUUUCGCGUGAUGAAGAAGCGUAGCGGUAACCCUCUCGACGACCUUGACAGCGACGACGACUAACAACUUCACAAUACACUAUCAGAGCUGAGGUCUCUAAACUAGA
Messenger RNA from Phytophthora nicotianae INRA-310, 661 nucleotides. RefSeq lists its product as hypothetical. The transcript is spliced from 3 exons. Gene Ontology annotation, biological process: mitotic cell cycle; centriole replication. The record is from RefSeq and is a predicted model, not a curated record. Bases 61 to 618 code for a protein of 185 amino acids. NCBI's taxonomy places the organism in Eukaryota, Oomycota, Peronosporomycetes, Peronosporales, Peronosporaceae. Gene Ontology annotation, molecular function: calcium ion binding. Gene Ontology annotation, cellular component: centrosome; centriole.